This is a messenger RNA of Brenthis ino (lesser marbled fritillary), 657 nucleotides long. The record is from the annotation of a GenBank genome assembly. Lineage: Eukaryota; Metazoa; Arthropoda; Insecta; Lepidoptera; Nymphalidae.
AUGGAGGACAAGCCGUGCUAUCCAUGUGAACAGGAAGUUAUUGAGAAGAACCCGCCCUGUCCUUUGCAGUGUAUGUCCCCUAAAUGCAAGGCAUAUCAGAGAACGGCUCCCAUAGACUCAAAUAAAACUCCCAUUGUGUGGGUAUUGGGAGGCCCUGGGUCUGGCGCGGACAUUCAGUGUCAGAUGAUCACCGCCAAGUAUGGUUUUAUUCCGCUGUCAACCGGCGACCUUCUCCGCGCGGAGGCGAAAAGUGGCUCCGAUAGGGCCAAGUGCUUAGCUACUAUAAUGGAACGUCGAGAAUUAGUACCAAACGACGUGGUAGUAGACUUGCUAAACAAAACAAUGCUGGCGAUGGCUGGUGAAGCUAAAGGAUUUCUCAUUAACAAUUUCCCACGGGAAAAGGCACAGGGUAUUUUCUUCGAGAAGAAAAUCACACCAGUUACUGUAAUAAUCUACCUUGAAGUAUCACCAGAAAAUCUUGCCAAAUUGAUUCCUACUGAUGCCAAGAGCACUAUAGACCCACAACUCAAGACAUUCCUGGAAAAUAAUGAACAGAUCCUCGAGCACUGGCCGAACAAAAUCAAACGGAUAAGCGCUGAAGGCACAGCGGACGCCAUUUUCAGUCAAGUGUCGCAAUUUAUUAACCCUCUAAUCGCC